UCCGUAUACAGCAAUAAGUAUGUGCUGUCUACGCUGGAUUUCACUUAUCCCACCAUAUUCCAAGGCUGGCAGACGCUGUUCGGGCUGGUGUUUAUCCGUUUGGUGACGCUGUGCCCGAGCAGUGAGCGACUAUACAGUCUGGACAAGCCCUGGCUUCCUCUCGCUGCUGCCCAACUUUCUGUUCUUCACCGGCUCGGUGGUGGCCGCGUCGAAGGCGCUGGCCGACAUUCCUGUGCCGAUCUUCCUGGCGGUGCAGAACGUGAUGCCGGCGCUGGUAUACCUGCUGGACUACGCUCCGCGCUUCAAGGGCGCCUCCGUCGUGUCCCUGGUGGGCUCCGGCUUCCUCCUGCUAACUGCCGUGCUUAUCAUCCUGGUCGACCUGGACAUGACGUUCAAGGACUCGCCUUACUUCUGGCUGAUGGCGCACGUCGUCUGCUCAACUGUACACACGCUGCACGGCCGCAUCGCUGACGCGCGCUACUCGGAUAUCGACCGACUCUACUACAGCUACCUGGUGAGCGUCGUGGUGCUGGCUCCGUCCAGCCUCUACCUGGAGGAGGCAUUCCUUGUGCUCGACUUCCCCUACAAGAGCCAGGCCGACUUCAUUGUCGGCUGCCUAGUGAGCGGCAUCUCGGGCGUGCUGCUCGCCAUCUUCAGCAUUCACGUGCAGGAGAGCCGGCCGGCGGCCGGCGUGCACGGCGCCACCCGCAUUCUGGCUGCCAUCGGCAGCGUCUGGCUGUUUGCCGAUACGCACAUGUCGCUGCCCGUGGCCAUACUGGUCGGCGUCAACAUGGCCUCUUCGCUGAUGGUAGCCUGGCUGCCGCGCGCGCUACCGCAGUUCCCGGCGCCGCGGCUCACGCCCGCCGAGCGGGACCCCGAGCUGGCUGCCCCGCUGAUCGAGCAGGACAGCCCGUAGGCGUCAGCUGUGCGGGGUGGCGCGAGUGUGCCGAGGCCGGGUCUUUCGUUCUACGAAAUUAGGCCGGACUCGACCAACCAAUGAGAAUAGUCGGGCAGGUUAUUUUUUACCCGUGGGGUGUGGGUACCGUGUUUUUUCAUAGGUGGUUUGGUUGAUGGAACGAAGUGUCGUUAUCCGCCAUGGGGCCGGAGAGCCAGCUCGAGAGCGUUGUGUUGUGGUGAUCUGACUACUUGAUCCCUAGGUGAAAGUGGGGUGAGUCUCGUGUCUUCUGUCUUUAACUGUUUUCUUUGUGACAUGUAAGCCGUCCACGGACCAGAGAAUAUGGACGUUGUUGGUUUCGGUGUUGUUCUCAAAUGGAUGUGUUGUCAUUCUACUGUCGUGGUCUCCUAUCUCUCUUUUGGUUCCAUUGGUUUACUUAAACGAUUGCUUAUAAAGCAAUCGUUUCUGAUCUGUGAUCGAAAAAACGACUUCGCAAUUAUCAUGCGUGCGGCCAAUAGUUGGAACGUGCGGCGUUUGGGCUUCCUGUGCUUCCAGCGUAACCUCUUCCCCCUAUUACUCUUGAAUAGUCGUAAGUUUUCUACUACUAUGCGAUUGAGAUCCUCGUCAGGCUAUCGCGAGCAGCCGUCGGGCAUCCUGUGGAUCGCAUCUGUACCUUUGUAUGAACCUCAAGGUCAACAGAAAUAAACAAAGUAUGCAGUA
Messenger RNA from Pollicipes pollicipes, 1615 nucleotides. Its product is annotated as transmembrane protein 241. Bases 263 to 916 code for a protein of 217 amino acids. Lineage: Eukaryota; Metazoa; Arthropoda; Thecostraca; Pollicipedomorpha; Pollicipedidae. The transcript has a single exon. The record is from RefSeq and is a predicted model, not a curated record.